Piliocolobus tephrosceles (Ugandan red Colobus) is the source of this 10424-nucleotide messenger RNA. RefSeq names its product protein phosphatase 1 regulatory subunit 9A (gene PPP1R9A). The record is from RefSeq and is a predicted model, not a curated record. Gene Ontology annotation, biological process: neuron projection development; actin filament organization; calcium-mediated signaling. NCBI's taxonomy places the organism in Eukaryota, Metazoa, Chordata, Mammalia, Primates, Cercopithecidae. Gene Ontology annotation, cellular component: postsynaptic density; actin cytoskeleton; cytoplasm. The coding region runs from base 244 to 4182 and encodes 1312 amino acids. Gene Ontology annotation, molecular function: actin filament binding. The transcript has 19 exons.
CUCUUUGGCAGUGGGACUUUAAGGUCAAGAUGAACCUCUAGUCUUGCUUUGAAAAAACCAUUCUCUGUAACUCUUGACUGUGACAGGUUCCUAAUACACCUGUUGGGACGAUCGCUAACACAGUAUACCAUUUGAGAGGUACUUUUUGUGACCCAAUACUGGUGAUUAGAGAAGACAGGUAUCUUGGUUUUUGUUUUUUUCUUUAAUCAUUAUGAACAUUGGCUUUUCACCCCUGAAGUGAAAAUGUUGAAAACUGAGUCUUCAGGUGAACGAACAACUCUCAGAAGUGCCUCUCCUCACAGGAAUGCAUAUCGAACUGAGUUCCAGGCACUGAAAAGUACCUUUGACAAACCCAAGUCAGAUGGGGAACAAAAAACAAAAGAAGGUGAGGGCUCCCAGCAGAGCAGGGGGAGGAAAUAUGGCUCCAAUGUCAACAGAAUUAAAAACCUAUUUAUGCAGAUGGGUAUGGAACCCAACGAGAAUGCUGCAGUCAUUGCCAAAACAAGGGGGAAAGGUGGACAUUCAUCUCCUCAGAGAAGAAUGAAGCCCAAAGAAUUUCUGGAGAAAACAGAUGGCUCAGUUGUUAAGUUGGAGUCCUCUGUUUCUGAACGAAUUAGUAGAUUUGACACAAUGUACGAUGGCCCUUCAUAUUCCAAAUUCACUGAGACUCGGAAGAUGUUUGAGAGAAGUGUGCAUGAAUCAGGACAAAACAACCGCUAUUCUCCAAAGAAAGAGAAAGCUGGAGGGAGUGAACCUCAGGAUGAAUGGGGAGGUUCCAAGUCCAACAGAGGCAGUACUGAUUCCUUGGACAGCCUUAGCUCCCGAACUGAGGCUGUCUCCCCAACUGUGAGUCAACUGAGUGCAGUAUUUGAGAACACUGAUUCUCCCAGUGCCAUCGUUUCUGAGAAGGCUGAAAACAGUGAAUACUCAGUGACUGGGCAUUAUCCCUUGAAUUUACCAUCUGUUACUGUUACAAAUCUUGACACCUUUGGCCACCUUAAGGAUUCUAAUUCCUGGUCUCCUUCAAACAAGCAAGGUGUUGAUACAGAGGAUGCUCACAAGAGUAACACAACUCCAGUAUCAGAAGUGGCUUCUAAAAGUACCUCUCUAGCUUCGAUACCUGGUGAAGAGAUCCAGCAGAGCAAGGAACCCGAGGACUCCACAUCUAACCAACAGACUCCCGAGAGCAUUGACAAAUACGGUCCUGAAGAACCUUGUGCUGAAAGUAAGGCAAUGCCAAAGUCUGAAAUCCCUUCACCACAAAGCCAACUGUUAGAAGAUGCUGAAACUAAUUUGCUUGAAAGUGAGGCAGCAAAACAACAGAGGAAAGAACUUGCAGGUGGUGAUUUUACCUCUCCUGAUGCUUCUGCAUCCAGUUGUGGAAAAGAAGUACCCGAAGAUUCAAACAGUUUUGAUAGUUCCCAUGUGUACAUGCACAGUGACUAUAAUGUGUAUAGGGUGAGAUCCAGGUAUAAUUCAGACUGGGGAGAGACAGGCACUGAGCAGGAUGAGGAGGAAGAUAGUGAUGAGAACAAUUACUAUCAGCCCGAUAUGGAAUACUCGGAAAUCGUUGGAUUGCCAGAAGAAGAAGAAAUCCCAGCAAAUAGGAAAAUUAAGUUUAGUAGUGCCCCUAUUAAGGUUUUCAACACAUACUCCAAUGAAGACUAUGACAGGAGAAAUGAUGAAGUUGACCCUGUGGCUGCUUCAGCUGAGUAUGAACUUGAAAAACGUGUAGAAAAGCUGGAACUUUUCCCAGUGGAACUAGAGAAAGAUGAGGAUGGUCUUGGUAUAAGUAUUAUUGGAAUGGGUGUUGGAGCAGAUGCUGGACUUGAAAAGCUGGGAAUAUUCGUCAAGACGGUAACAGAAGGUGGUGCUGCUCAACGGGAUGGCAGAAUACAAGUCAAUGACCAGAUUGUAGAAGUGGAUGGAAUCAGCUUGGUGGGUGUGACACAGAAUUUUGCAGCAACAGUUCUCAGAAACACCAAGGGCAAUGUCAGAUUUGUUAUUGGGCGGGAAAAACCAGGACAAGUGAGUGAGGUUGCCCAGUUGAUAAGCCAGACACUGGAACAGGAGAGGCGCCAGAGAGAGCUGCUGGAACAGCACUAUGCCCAGUAUGAUGCCGACGAUGACGAGACAGGAGAAUAUGCCACAGAUGAAGAAGAAGAUGAGGUAGGACCUGUCCUUCCUGGCAGCGACAUGGCCAUUGAAGUCUUUGAGCUGCCUGAGAAUGAGGACAUGUUUUCCCCAUCAGACCUGGACACAAGCAAGCUCAGUCACAAGUUCAAAGAGUUGCAAAUCAAACAUGCAGUUACAGAAGCAGAGAUUCAAAAAUUGAAGACCAAGCUGCAGGCAGCAGAAAAUGAGAAAGUGAGGUGGGAACUAGAAAAAACCCAACUCCAACAAAACAUAGAAGAGAAUAAGGAAAGAAUGUUGAAGUUGGAAAGCUACUGGAUUGAGGCCCAAACAUUAUGCCACACAGUGAAUGAACAUCUCAAAGAGACUCAAAGCCAGUAUCAGGCCUUGGAAAAGAAAUACAACAAGGCAAAGAAGUUGAUCAAGGAUUUUCAACAAAAAGAGCUUGAUUUCAUCAAAAGACAGGAAGCAGAAAGAAAGAAAAUAGAAGAUUUGGAAAAAGCUCAUCUUGUGGAAGUGCAAGGCCUCCAAGUGCGGAUUAGAGAUUUGGAAGCUGAGGUAUUCAGGCUACUGAAGCAAAAUGGCACUCAAGUUAACAAUAAUAACAACAUCUUUGAGAGAAGAACAUCUCUUGGUGAAGUCUCUAAAGGGGAUACCAUGGAGAACUUGGAUGUCAAGCAAACAUCUUGCCAAGAUGGCCUAAGUCAAGACUUGAAUGAAGCAGUCCCAGAGACAGAGCGCCUGGAUUCAAAAGCACUGAAAACUCGAGCCCAGCUCUCUGUGAAGAACAGACGCCAGAGGCCCUCUAGGACAAGACUAUAUGAUAGUGUUAGUUCCACAGAUGGGGAGGACAGUCUAGAGAGAAAGCCAUCAAACAGUUUCUAUAACCACAUGCAUAUUACCAAAUUACUUCCACCUAAGGGUUUGAGAACUUCUUCUCCAGAAUCAGAUUCUGGUGUUCCACCCCUCACCCCAGUGGAUAGCAAUGUGCCCUUCUCGUCUGACCACAUAGCUGAAUUUCAAGAAGAACCACUGGACCCAGAAGUGGGGCCUCUCUCCUCUAUGUGGGGAGACACUUCACUCUUUUCUACUUCAAAGUCUGAUCAUGAUAUGGAAGAAUCUCCUUGCCACCACCAAACCAGCAACAAGAAAAUAUUACAAGAAAAAGAUGAUGCCAAAGAUCCCAAAUCACUAAGGGCAUCCAGUUCGUUGGCGGUGCAAGGAGGAAAAAUUAAGCAGAAGUUUGUGGAUCUGGGGGCACCUUUGCGAAGGAAUUCCAACAAGGGAAAGAAAUGGAAAGAAAAAGAAGCCAGUAGGUUUUCUGCAGGUAGCAGGAUCUUCAGAGGCAGACUGGAAAACUGGACACCCAAGCCACGUUCAACAGCUCAGACCUCCACUCGUUCCCCUUGCAUGCCUUUUUCAUGGUUUAAUGACAGCCGGAAAGGAUCCUAUUCCUUCAGGAACCUGCCUGCACCUACAAGUUCCCUUCAGCCUUCUCCUGAGACUCUAAUUUCAGAUAAAAAGGGGUCUAAGAAUUUUACCUUCAAUGAUGACUUCAGUCCCAGCAGUACCAGUUCAGCAGACCUCAGCGGCUUAGGAGCAGAACCUAAAACACCAGGGCUCUCUCAGUCCUUAGCACUGUCAUCAGAUGAGAUCCUUGAUGAUGGACAGUCUCCCAAACACAGUCAGUGUCAGAAUCGGGCCGUUCAGGAAUGGAGUGUGCAGCAGGUUUCUCACUGGUUAAUGAGCCUAAAUCUGGAGCAGUAUGUAUCUGAAUUCAGUGCCCAAAACAUCACUGGAGAGCAGCUCCUGCAGUUGGAUGGAAAUAAACUUAAGGCUCUUGGAAUGACAGCAUCCCAGGACCGAGCAGUGGUCAAAAAGAAACUCAAGGAAAUGAAGAUGUCCCUAGAGAAGGCUCGGAAAGCCCAAGAGAAAAUGGAAAAACAAAGAGAAAAGCUAAGGAGAAAGGAACAAGAGCAAAUGCAGAGGAAGUCCAAAAAGACAGAAAAGAUGACGUCAACUGCAGCCGAUGGUGCUGGUGAGCAGUGACACAUACCCUCUUACUGAAGAUGGAGAUUAUCCAAGAGAAGUCCCCACCUCUUCCUGCCCUGCUCUCCUCCAGAGGGUGAAGAAGAAACUAAAUGAUAAGGGUAAUGCGGCUCUAGGCCAGCUGAGGAACCGUGUGUUGAAUAACUGCAUUUUCUGCAAUAGAAGGCACUCUUAAUUUUAACUACUGAAAUAGUCCCAAGCCACCUUUGAUUUAUUAACAAACCAGACAUUUCAAUUAAGUAGCUGUGUUUUGCUCUUCUCUAACUUAGCAACAUCUUGUGUUGUGUUGGGUGUGUUUUGUCACUUGGAGAACUAGCUUGACCCCACCCAACAAGAGCAUGAUACACCCUGGUGUUGUUGAUGGAGCACUGUGAAUUUUCAGUUUGGGAUCCUGAAAUGGCAAUUGCACAUGUCUGCAUGGCAGAGAGCACCCUGCCAUGAGAUCUGGACCAGUACUUACUUCUAGGGCUGCAAAACCUACUCCAGUGUGUGGGAAAGAUUCACUCUUAAUUCUGAGUCUGGACAGUAAGACCACCCUGCUGUGGAAACAUGGGUGCUCUGCUCCAUAGUUACCUACUAAGGGAAAAGGCAAGCAAGCCAUUCUGCUUGCUAGGCAUCAAAAAGAAAGAAAAGAAAUUAUAGUUAUUUGUUAACCACUGAAAAAAGCAAAAGCCUUAAGAUUGUGUAUGUGAGUAUUACCUUAGGUUCUGAGAGUAAUAUUUAUCCUCUAGAUAUAGCUGAACACGAAAGAAAAAAAUCAGACAUUAAUGCAGCCAUGGGAUAUUGGGAUCUGUUGACCUUGCUACUGUUGUGUGUUCAGCAUCUCAGCAACACUGGCAAACACAACACAGUUCCCCUUCCCCCCACCCAACCCAAGAAAUUGAACAGGAAAUUGAUUUUUAAGGAAACCACCAUUUUCAGGUUUCCUCUCCUGGGGAACAUUCUGGCUGGUCUUCAGCCUGUCUAUGUCACAAUCAGGAACUCAUCACAUAUUUUCUACUCAAGAUUUCCCAGGUGGGCUCAGUUAGUGUUUUAACAAAUGUACUUUUAAGAAAAAUAGAAAUACGAGUUCGAGGAAAUUUAGCUUUGAAUAAUGUUCAACUGGAGAACCAAUUUUUUUUUAGUACAAAGAAUGUUCCUAUAAAGAAGAACUGUCAGUUAACAUUUUAGAGAGAUUUUGAAUGGUUUUUUGAGCCAUUCCUUUCCAUACUUUAAAGAUUUCCAAUUUUACAGAAAAAGUUUGUUUAAGGCAGUGCAUAGGAUACACUUUAGUAGUGGAGGAACUUAUACUAAUUUUAAGCCAGUAUUAAGGAUUUCUGUAUUUCACCAAACUAAGUCCUAAGUGCAAGAGACUGGGGCAGAAGAAGGAGAAAAUAAACUCGUUUUGAGAAAUCUCAAGUGAUGAGGGUUUUUUGGGUUUUUGUAUUUUAUGCUCAUGUAUCUGGUUCUCUUUGCUGCAUUGACUCUAAAACUGAGGUUAUCCACUUUCCAAAGGACAAGUUUCAAAAUAAGACUUGAGGCCACAUGAGUUCUUGGACGGUAUUUUACUUUUUUUACUUUAUGGGAAUCUCUGCUCCAUUCCCGGCAUCAUCGUAUCUUCCACUGGAAGUAUUCCAUAUGCAGGGCCUGGGCAAGGCUUUUGAGUGUAACAGAUUAAGGGAACUCCCUUAUAGCCCCAUCUUGUAUUUUAAUAACAGUGUGAUUUUUUUCUUUAAAACAAAUUUUUUUUUGCUUAUCUGAAAAUCUGAAUUCGGAAAUUAUCUAAACUAGACAUUUUUAAUUCUGUUCUACCCCCAAGGCCUGUUUUCUUUUCAUUGCCAGAGUAUUGUCUGUUAUGCUUCAGCUCGUUUGUCAUUAGGUACAGACCAUUCAUUCAAGCCUCAGAAACGUUGAUGUGAAGUAACAUCGUGUUCUACAGUUAUCAAAGUCACCAUUAUGUUUUUCUGUCUGUCUUCAUUUGGGGUAUGAUAAUGAAACUGCCAUAUUGGAUACUCUAUUAAUAUCUUGAGAUGUCUGGUGCUUUGUUAUUUAUUAACAUCAUGAGAAAUAAGAAGCCAAUAUUAAUGAGCGAUAAAAUUUGGCAAAAUUUUCCAAUACUAAAACACUAAAUUAGUAAAAAUCUGGUAAUAUUAGUGCUUGCUAUUGUAAAUUUUUGUCAUUUUUGCUUAUCUUUGGGAAAAAAGUGACCUGGAUCACACUGGAAAUUUCACUGUAUUCAAGAGUAGAAAUAGAAGGAUGAUUAUCUGAAGUUAUGUUUACACUUUGGUAAUAUUUGAAAAUGGAUGUAUAUACUGGAAAUGUCUGUAAGUGUCUUGUUUUUGCACCUAAUUUAUGAUCUAUUAUAUUGCAUUUUCUUAAAUGUCUUAGAAGUAUUUUUCUUUAUAACUUUGUACAUUGAAUGUUUAGAUCAAUGUCCAACUGACAAUGUUAUAAAUCAAAUUCUUAUUCCUUAAAUCAUUUAGUAUUAUAACUAUUUUGAUUUUUUAGUUAAAUUAUAGUAAUUUUAGUCCUAAAUGAGUUAUUUUAGCAUUACCACUUAAAACAGAUGAAAUUGUAAAAGUCACUUGGUUUGAUUGCCCCACAAAGCAUACCCUGAUGAAGGGUAUGAAAACAAAGUGAAAGACCUCAGAUCUUGUGCGCAUUUUGUUUUCCUAUUAUUUCUUUUAUUGACUGUAGUGCAUGAUACCUAAUCGAGGCUCCAAUGUCUUGCACAAUUCCUACUUUAAUGCUAGUGGUUUUCACUGUCCUUACAAUUUAAUACAGAAUUGUUACUUCAUCAACCUUAAAAACUCUGCAGUUUUUUAUUAUCAGAAAAUGAACAAAAAAGGGAAUAUCUGGAUGCUAUGAACUGUAUUCCCUAAAGAAGAGCUCAGUAUGAUUCUAACAAUAGCCAAAAGUGUUUUGGGGUAUAGGUUAUGCUUUGCUGGGAGGGAUUGUGUGGUGAAGAGGCCAAGCUGCAGACAGAAAGCAUUGUAUGAGCUGUAUCUGGGUCAGGGUUUUCCAUUAAAGGAUGUUAGUUUUAUAACAGAUUACUUUGUUUAAGACCAUCUCCCUUCAAGUAACUCACAGAUUAUGUAAUACUUAUCUCAUUCUUUUUUUUUGCCUGAAUCAGGAAUUUACUGCAGAAUGUUAAGUUAGGGAAGAAACCUCAUUUCAUCCAUUCUAACAUUCCUGAUGAAGUCCCCCUUUAGUUUCAUGACAAUAAAGCUGUACUGUGGCUAUCGUCCUUUAGCUGGGAUUGACACUGACUUCACACCCUCAACAUCACACAAACUUUUUUAACCCACAGCAGUUCAUGAUUGCAGUAUGAUAGGUGCUAAAGCCAAACUCAGCUUUCAACUGGCACAAAAUGGGACUGUCUACCUUUUGCCCCAUUGUUGUUGGAAACAAAGUGGCAAGAGGGAAAAUGAGGAACCAGAUUUACCUUUGCCACUUUCUGUGAUACUGUAGUCAUCCCUAGCCUGAAAUCUUAAAAUAUCCCAGACCCAAGCUACAAAAAUGGUCACAGGUGGUUUGAUCUAGCACCUCGGCCGUUAGAGUUUCUGCUGAAGACAAACUCAUCUGGGUUCGUUGUGCACCAGAAUUAACAUGUGCUUGAAAAUUGCAUUUUGUGAAAAGGAAAUAAAAAUUUCCAUUCAUAUAGAUACUCUGAUUCAUGUUUAAGUGUUGAAGGUUAUGCAGACUAAACUUCAAGAGGAAAUCCAGUGUUUAACAGUAGUGUUCUAGAGGAUUCUAAAGGAAGCUGUCCCAGCAACCCUGAGAGAACCAUCUACACUUUGUAUAUGUUGUAGCCCCAUCAUUACACUGAGAUAUUUCCAUUUGAGUAACUAAAGGUACUCCUGACAGAGCUGGAGAUGAGGGACACUUUGGUGGACAGUGGUCACUAGGGUUCACGUCACCUACUUAAUGCAAAGACCUUAGUGGUCUCAGAAUGAAAAGGUAAAAUGGAAGAGAAAAGCACAGUUCUUUUCUAUCUUUUAAAAUUUACUUUUUAUCAAGGAUGUACCUGUACACUAUUGUAAAGCUAAGCAAGUCCAGAAAUAAAAUGUCCAUAUUUUCUUUCUUUCUUUCUUUUUUUUUUUUUUUUUUUUUUUUUUUUCUGUCAUCUGUCACCCAGACUGGACUGCAGUGGUACCAUCAUGUCUUACUGCAGCCUCAAACUCCUGGGCUCAAGCGAUCCUCCUGCCUCAGCUUCCCAAGUAGCUGGGACUACAGGCAUGUGCCACCACCCCCAGCCAAAACAUCCAUAUUUUCUAUUAGAAUCGUUUACAUUAUGAUGGGCGGUGGGAAGCUGGGGGAGGGUUGUACAUUCCCAAAAGAGAGCAGGGUUAUAGGAAAUCCGAAUGUGCUUCAGUGAUUCACUCCUGAAAAGCAGCCUGGGUAUGUUGGCAGAUUUUGUUUGCAUUUGUCUUGCAUAUUUAAAGUCUCAGGAAAUCUAGUCUUGGUCCAAAACACUGGAGAAAAAAAUAAUACCAGACAAAACACAUUUGAGUAACUUGAAGUAGCGGCAUAGAAUAGGCCCAACUAAGAAGUUGGAGGGGCAGAGAGAAAGCCGACAGAAUCAGCUUCUCCUGGUAAGUGAAAGCAACAAGUUCUAUGUAUGGUAGACAGAGGGUCCUUAUUUGCUUGUGCAUGGUGUCUAUGUGGGCCUAUUGAGGGAAUGGUAGUUACUUGAAGGUUCGCAUAUGUAAGCAUGUGGACCCAGCACAGCCUGUGACCUGAUUCAGAUCUUCAAGAGUGGAGAAGGAAAGAAAUAUGAUGAUUUCCUAUGCUUGACCCUAACCCAACCCCAAAACUGCUAGGGAUUCAACAGUAAGAUGUAAGGAAUAAGAGAACAGACAACUUCUCAACAAUGUGCAUGCCAUUUGUGUAGAUGUUCAGAACUACAUAUGUGUGAAUAUAACUCCCACCUUACACAUGCACACACGCUGCAAUCACAUGGCAUUAAAAAAUACAUUGUGUAUGGAACUUGGUAAGGUCAGUCAGGACCUGGAGCUGUAAUCAUAGCCUUAUUACCACUUCUUGUGUUGUGUAUACAUUGAAUGGCUCAUAGAUUUUAAGAGAUUUUUUUAUUGUAAGUAUUUCUACUAAAUGCACUUAUCCUUCUAUAUGUUUAUAUAUUUUGGUAAAAUUGAUUUAUCAGAUACUUGGUAUUUUAGUAAGAAAAUUUCCUCAAAUAUUUGGCUAAUGCUUUGAUGUCAAGGUUGCAUAUUGCUGAGUUGGAGCUCAGAAGAAAUUUAUGCAGCUUCGGGCAUUUUCAACUGCAGACUGCAGUUUUCUUGGCUAAAAAUUGCACUGUGUGUUCUUGUGAAUUUGCUCACAAUUCUAAAAUGACAUAAUUGGUGGCUGUGAUGCUUAAAGUCACUGCCUACUGACUCUCUUAUGGUGAAUGCUGCCAUCAUAUGAUCAUUUAUUUACUUUUUGUGCAAGUGAUGGCAUUUUGGUUGUUGCCAAAAACAGCACAAGUGGUUGGGAGUGUAUGUUGUUGGAAGGUGUACAUUUUCUGUUUCUUUCAGCUAUAUUAUUUAUACACCCAGGUUUUCUGUCAAGGAUGUAAUCAUUCAUUCAUGAAAGAACAAUUGGCAAGAAAUAAUUAAAUUACCUUAGAAAGUAAAAAUUAAGAGGCACUCCAGCCAGAUAACACCUCCCAACAACAUGAAAUUUAGUUAGUGCUUAGUGAAAUUCCUUAAAUAUAUAUGUAUAUGUUUUAUUCAACAUUAUUUAAUAUCAUAACUACUGCUUUUGUAUUUUUUAAUGGUGUUGCAACCACUUGUACAUCUGCUACAACUUACUGACAAAACUGGGCAGCUGAAAAUAAAAGAGAAUAAAUUCUAUUCCACUGUAAGAAGUUGAUUUCUUUUCCGCUUUCUUUGUAUAUCAGUAAAGAACAAGAAUUGUUUGAAAAUAAUUUUAAGUCUGAUAGGUAUGGAUAGCAUGUUACCUAAGCGUUUAAUUUGUACAUUUUGAUGUCUGAUCAUUUGCAUGGAAGAGACAAUAGUGCCACGUCUGAAUUGUUCUCUUGUGCUUGGUUAAUAUGUACUUCUCUAGAUUGUUCAAAAAGUUUCAAAUGACAUUCCUUACUCUUUGGUUUUCAGAGGCAUUCAAGCAAAAUAUCACAGUUUGUUUUAUGACCAGUCUAACAAUACCUGUGAUUAAAUUUAAUUUGUUAGUGUAAAUAAAUUUCUUGCCAAUGAGUAUUAUUGUUGUUAGACAACGAAUGCAAUAAAAAGAGAAAUACUGAG